Molecule: messenger RNA, 515 nt
Organism: Drosophila kikkawai
Lineage: Eukaryota; Metazoa; Arthropoda; Insecta; Diptera; Drosophilidae
Source: RefSeq, a predicted model, not a curated record
GAUCAAAAAUGUUCUUGAAGUGCUGGAUUAUUUUCUCGACUGCAGUCCUGCUUUCGGCUGAACGGAUCACCCAACCGGAACAACGGAUUGUAGGAGGACAUCGACUGUCCAUUGCGGAGGCUCCUUGGCAACUGGGGGAAGAUAUGAAGACAAUUCCCCUGGCUAAGAAUACAGCAAGGCCUGGGACCAAAGCCUUCGUGAGUGGUUGGGGAAAAUGAUAUUUUCUUUCACGAGGUGUAGAGGUGCCGCAGCGCCAGGAAGAGAUGCGUGCAAGGGCGACUCCGGCGGUCCUUUGGUGGAUAUCGAAAAUGGCCAUCUUAGCGGCAUCGUUUCAUGGGGCAGCGGCUAUGCCGAUCCCAGAUAUCCGGGAAUCUAUGCGGAUGUGGCUUUCUUCAAGGACUGGAUCGGUGAAGUUAUCUCCAAUUCAUCACUCUUUCUUUCUGAUAAUCGAUCCAUGAAAUAAUUGUGUUGCAAAGGCGGCUUUAUAGUAUUUGAAUAAAUAUUUUAUAGACAUA